CGAAGGAAGACCGGCAGAAGAGAAGCUUCAAGUCAAGUCAAGAUGGAGAUUGGUAGUAUGUCUGCUGCUCCUGUAGGGAACGGGGUUGUGGGGUCCCAGAGGGACUUAAGCCUGGUUCCUGAGCGGCUUCAGAGACGCGAACAAGAACGGCAACUGGAAGUGGAAAAGCGGAAGCAAAAGCGACAGGACCAGGAGGUGGAGGAGGAAAAGAGCGACUUUUUUGCCGCAGCCUUCUCUCGGGAGCGAGCGGCGGUGGAAGAGCUUCUGGAGAGCGGGGAGUCCGCGGAACGACUGGAGGAGGCGGCUGCCCGGCUCCAGGGGCUGCAGAAACUUCUUAACGAUUCGGUUUUGUUCCUGGCCGCUUACGACCUGCGGCAGGCACAGGAGGCUCUGGGAAGACUGCAGGCGGCCCUGGCUGAGCGGCGUCAGGAGCUGCAGCCCAAGAAGCGUUUCGCUUUCAAGACCCGAAGGAAGGAUGCUGCAUCGGCCUCCAAAAGAGACGCGGCUCCUGGCGCCCCGUCGCCUGGAAACAUCCUGGCCUCUCCGCCGCCCUUAAAAGAAGCGGAAGCUCUCGGCUCCAGCUGCGUCUGCGGCUUUUCCAACCUGGAGUCCCAAAUCUUGGAGAAGAGAACGGAAGAACUGCACCAGCGCGAUGUCCUUUUGACCGAGCUCAGCAACUGCACGAUCAAACUGUACGGCAAUCCCAAUACUCUGCGGCUGAGCAACGCCCGCAACUGCACGGUGUUCUGCGGACCGGUGUCCACCUCGGUGUUCCUGGAGAACUGCAGUGGCUGCGUGCUGACCGUGGCCUGCCAACAGCUCCGCGUGCACAGUACGAGAGACACCCGCAUCUUCCUGCAGGUGACCAGCAGGGCCAUAGUGGAGGACUGCAGCGGGAUUCGGCUCGCCCCUUACACCUGGAGCUACCCGGGUAUCGACAAGGACUUCGAGGACUCCGGUUUAGAUAGGAACAAAAAUAACUGGAAAGACAUUGAUGAUUUCAACUGGCUGGCCCAGGGUGUGGCCUCCCCAAACUGGAGUAUUCUUCCCGAAGAGGAGCGAAUGAUCCAUUGAGACUCUGUUCUUCACUCCUACCAAAUAAUUUCUUUGUGGGACUGACCCCAGCUAAUGGGAUUCCACAGUUUACUUGCUGUUGUCACACUCUAUGUUUUAGUAUUUUAAGGCUGAGAUGGUGAUAGGCUCCAACUUGUGAUUUCCGAUAAAUUCAUGGUGGGUCUAACACUUUAAAGCAUUUUCGCUGUUUUAGUAAUGUUUGGGAGUUUUUAUGUGACUAUGAUAGUUUGAAGCAGUAGGGGGAACGGUGUGGGUGUGUGCUGGUUUGUAAAUGAUUUGUGCUAUUUAAAGCAUAGCUCAGUGCAUGGUACAGUAGAUCUUCAAUAAAUAUUUGUUUAAUAAACGAAUUCCUUAGGACUA
Messenger RNA from Choloepus didactylus (southern two-toed sloth), 1434 nucleotides. RefSeq names its product tubulin folding cofactor C (gene TBCC). The record is from RefSeq and is a predicted model, not a curated record. Gene Ontology annotation, cellular component: cytoplasm. Gene Ontology annotation, molecular function: tubulin binding. Gene Ontology annotation, biological process: tubulin complex assembly; post-chaperonin tubulin folding pathway. Lineage: Eukaryota; Metazoa; Chordata; Mammalia; Pilosa; Megalonychidae. The coding region runs from base 43 to 1074 and encodes 343 amino acids. The transcript has a single exon.